AUUUGAGCCACGAAAAUCUCCACCACACCACAACACAUCAAAACCCUAAACUCGAUCGUUCUCCAUAUUCCCCCGAUCGAUCCCCGAUCAGUUGUAAAACUCCAACAAGGAUGGCAGCAGCGACCACCGUGGUAGGCUUAGCCACCUCCUCCCUCUCGUCGGCGCCGCCCAUCUCUUCCCCCAAGAGAUCAAAUCUCAACUCAAGUUUCCUACGAUCCAGCAUCGCAGCCAGAAACCCUUUGAAGCAACAACUCGCUUCAGGUGGAAAGCUUACCUGCUUCAAGAGAGAUUGGCUACGGACGGACCUGAACGUAAUAGGGUUCGGGUUUAUAGGAUGGUUAGCGCCUUCAAGCAUUCCAAUUAUCAACGGUAAUAGCUUGACGGGACUCUUCUUUCAGAGCAUUGGAUCGGAGCUUUCUCACUUCCCGUCACCCCCAGCUCUCACUUCUCAGUUCUGGUUGUGGCUGAUCACCUGGCAUUUCGGACUGUUCCUUUGUCUCACUUUCGGCCAAAUUGGCUUCAAGGGAAGGAGUGAGGAAUACUUCUGAGCUUAAUUUGUGAUUUCUGUAAUGUAUAAACUAUAGUAUCUUCUCUUUGUUCUUCUCUGUAUUUCUCUCUCUCUCGCCUUCCUUUUGUAAUUUUUUGUAUCUCGAACAUGAUCAAGGUAACCUUUCUUUUCCCA
This is a messenger RNA of Macadamia integrifolia, 682 nucleotides long. RefSeq names its product photosystem I subunit O. The coding region runs from base 111 to 548 and encodes 145 amino acids. Lineage: Eukaryota; Viridiplantae; Streptophyta; Magnoliopsida; Proteales; Proteaceae. The record is from RefSeq and is a predicted model, not a curated record. The transcript is spliced from 3 exons.